This is a messenger RNA of Phragmites australis (common reed), 844 nucleotides long. RefSeq lists its product as uncharacterized. Bases 62 to 508 code for a protein of 148 amino acids. NCBI's taxonomy places the organism in Eukaryota, Viridiplantae, Streptophyta, Magnoliopsida, Poales, Poaceae. The transcript has 2 exons. The record is from RefSeq and is a predicted model, not a curated record.
GAAGAAGCAGAAAAGGCCAGAUUAAAAUCCAAACUGAAAUCAGCAGCUCGCGACCGUAUCCAUGGCCCUCUCGAGCUCGCUCCGUGCCCUGGCCCUCGUCCCCCCUCCCCUCCCCUCCGCGCGCCCGAGCGGGGUCGCGGCCCCGGCGUCCUGUGCGCAGGGUCGGCGGAGGAGGGGGGCGGGGGUCGUGGCUCUGGCGGCGGCGCUGCCGUCGGACGCGCAGUGGCUGGAGCGGCUGCCGGAGAAGAAGAAGCCGCUGUACACGCACAGCCUGCCGUGCAUCGAGGCGUGGCUGCGCAGCAUCGGGUUCACGCAGUCCCGCGAGGACCCCGCCGUCUGGGUCGCCGAGAUGCCGCUCUGGCACGCGCGCCUCAGCCUCGACGUCACCGACCUUCACAUCAGGUACUUGAAAAGCGGCCCUGGAAAUCUUGAGAAAGAUGUCGAGAGAAGAUUCAGCUAUGCCCUAAGUAGAGAAGACAUCGAGAACGCAAUACUUGGAGGACCUUAAUCCAAUCACGGGGCUCAAAUUUAGGAUUCGUUUAGUCAUGUUUGUCCUUGAGCAAGGUUAACACUGGAGAAGUUGUACAACGCCCAUCAUUAAAGAGAUUUGCAUACUUCUCUUCCAUCAUUUUAAGAGAAAAACGGAUCAUGUGCCGAAAAUUCGGAAGUUAUAGUCUUGCCAAAAAAUGGCCACUGGAAUUGUGGGUGCCUUGGGGUGCCAUGCAUUUGGUUUGUUGGCGUCCAAGUGAAAAUUUACAUUUCAUUUUUCUUGUAAAACCUUAUGUCCUCCUUGAGCAGAAGUUUUUCACAUUUCUGUAAAAUUGACUUUGUCCUAUGUUUUUUU